Mizuhopecten yessoensis (Yesso scallop) is the source of this 1164-nucleotide messenger RNA. RefSeq lists its product as uncharacterized. The record is from RefSeq and is a predicted model, not a curated record. The coding region runs from base 246 to 1106 and encodes 286 amino acids. Lineage: Eukaryota; Metazoa; Mollusca; Bivalvia; Pectinida; Pectinidae. The transcript has 8 exons.
UGUUUGCCGCCAAGGUUAAGUGUGACAACCACUACCUAAAGUGAUACAUAGCUAACCACGUGUGCAGUAGUAACACAAGUCUGAUACAUGUUAGUGAAUUAAUAGUGUUUUCUUCAACCGACAUUUUGACGAAGCACUUCCUUCAUGUUUAUGAGCACGCGUAUGUUUCCUUGCUGUAAACUUUGUCCCGGAAACACUAUGGUCUUGAACUUCAACCUUUGAUUGCUGACCUUUGACCUAUCGUGAUGCCGGUGUAUCGGCGCUCAGCGACGGAGGUCGGGCUUCAGAGACGCAAGGAUGCCAAGGCCAAGGUCAUCGUACAGUUUAUCAGGUCCAAGCCUGUCCAUAAGUGUUCGUAUAAACCCGACCACAGGGGCUGGCUCGGCCCCGUGAAAACCACACCCUCCAAGUGGGCCAAGGCAAGAGGCGCGGUCAUUGCGUUCGGACUCAAAGCUGGUAACUAUCGUCCAACCAUUGAUGUGGCAUCUUUAGUCAAAGCGACAAACAGGAGGCAUAUAGCGUGCUCAGGACAAACGGGAAUCAGGCACACGGCUGACACAAUGACGUCACACGGGGACGUUGUUCCGGUGGAAAAUCCACAGGUGUUACUACGUGAACCUCCUCGUAUAAAAAAGCCUUUCCGUUCAACGGAAGAUUCGGGCGAAGGAGCAGUUUGGAAGACUCCAGCGCCCUGCCGACAUUUGGAAGACAGAUCAAAGGUGUUUUUGUUUGACCGCCCUAUACCGACUGAACCAGAAAAGUUGGUUUCCGCUGUGGGAAGUCACCAAGCCGAAUACAUGAAGAAGGUUCUUGCGGAAAAAGAGCGCGAAUUUCAACUGUUACAGCGGCAGUUGAUUAGGUGUAACGACGAUAACGUAAAACUUAUCCAGGAGCUGGACGGAUUCAAAGGAAAGAAUUAUGCAGAUAUGUCAAGAGAGAAUACUAUAUUACGUGCAAACAACAGUCGGCUGCUGAAGGAAAAUGUGGUUUUGCGCGGGAAUGUCAGAAAAGAUGGAAAUACUGUACUGCAAAACCUCUCUAGAAAAGAGAUCCUUGACGCCAAAUACGCACAUCGGGUCCAGAGUGUCAAACCUAUUUUACAUUGACCGAAUCAUAUUAACUCUGUUGGCUGUUAAUUUAUUAAAGCAUGUUUAGUCUCUUGCA